Molecule: messenger RNA, 698 nt
Organism: Gekko japonicus
Lineage: Eukaryota; Metazoa; Chordata; Lepidosauria; Squamata; Gekkonidae
Gene: CARHSP1
Product: calcium regulated heat stable protein 1
Exons: 4
Coding region: 35-478 (147 amino acids)
Biological process (GO): regulation of mRNA stability
Cellular component (GO): cytoplasm
Molecular function (GO): mRNA 3'-UTR binding
Source: RefSeq, a predicted model, not a curated record
AAACUGGCUCUCAGGAUCUUCCUCGGGACCAAGAAUGUCUUCGGAGUCAGCUUCCCCAGGCGAGCGCUCCCCAUUGCCAGGGCCCCUCAGGCUCCCGGAAGGCCGCCGGGUGAGGGAGCGUUCCCCUUCUCCAAUGCGGGGCUAUCUCAUCCCCAGCCCGCUUCCAACCCGGAGGACUCGGACGUAUUCUGCGACAGCGAGGGCUUUGGAAGGGCCCACCUACAAGGGGACCUGCAAGUGUUUCUGCCGCUCCAAGGGCCACGGCUUCAUCACCCCUGAGAACGGCGGGCCGGAUAUUUUCGUGCACAUUUCUGACAUCGAAGGGGAAUACGUCCCGGUGUCUGGCGACGAGGUCACUUACAAGGUGUGCCCCAUCCCGCCCAAGAAUGAGAAACUGCAGGCCGUGGAGGUGGUCAUCACCCACCUAGCGCCCGGGACGAAACACGAGACGUGGUCAGGGCACGUGAUCAGCUCCUAGAGGGUGCCUCUGACGGAGCCACGUCGACUGGGGACACGCGAGGAAGAUCGUCCGACGACAACAGAGAAGGACUUAAAGUCUGACAAAUGAGCUUUCUGUAUAUUGAGUGAGGUGAAACAUUAUAACAGGGGUCAAAAGAUGGCCGUAUAACCCCUUUUCUUUUGUGUGUGUGUGUGUUUCCCCCCCACUGUAAACGAUAUUCUCAGAAUGAAAAGACACG